AUGCUUUGGUCUUUCUUCAGUCAUCAUCAGGAUAAGUCUUUCUUCAGUCAUCAUCAGGAUAGGUCUUUCUUCAGUAAUCAUCAGGAUAAGUCUUUCUUCAGUCAUCAUCAGGAUAAGUCUUUCUUCAGUCAUCAUCAGGAUAGGUCUUUCUUCAGUCAUCAUCAGGAUAAGUCUUUCUUCAGUCAUCAUCAGGAUAGGUCUUUCUUCAGUCAUCAUCAGGAUAGGUCUUUCUUCAUCAUCAUCAGGAUAAGUCUUUCUUCAGUCAUCAUCAGGAUAGGUCUUUCUUCAGUCAUCAUCAGGAUAAGUCUUUCUUCAGUCAUCAUCAGGAUAGGUCUUUCUUCAGUCAUCAUCAGGAUAAGAGUCAUCAUCAGGAUAGGUCUUUCUUCAGUCAUCAUCAGGAUAGGUCUUUCUUCAGUCAUCAUCAGGAUAAGUCUUUCUUCAGUCAUCAUCAGGAUAGGUCUUUCUUCAGUCAUCAUCAGGAUAAGUCUUUCUUCAUCAGAUCAUCAUCAGGAUAGGUCUUUCAUCAUCAUCAGGAUAAUCAUCAUCAGGAUAAGUCUUUCUUCAGUCAUCAUCAGGAUAAGUCUUUCUUCAGUCAUCAUCAGGAUAUGUCUUUCUUCAGUCAUCAUCAGAUAUUUUCUUCAGUCAUCAUCAGAUAAUCAUCAUCAGGAUAAGUCUUUCUUCAGUCAUCAUCAGGAUAAGUCUUUCUUCAGUCAUCAUCAGGAUAGGUCUUUCUUCAGUCAUCAUCAGGAUAAGUCUUUCUUCAGUCAUCAUCAGGAUAGGUCUUUCUUCAGUCAUCAUCAGGAUGGUGUAAUCAUCAGGAUAUUUUCUUCAGUCAUCAUCAGGAUAAGUCUUUCUUCAGUCAUCAUCAGGAUAGGUCUUUCUUCAGAUAAGUCUUCCUUCAGUCAUCAUCAGGAUAGGUCUUUCUUCAGUCAUCAUCAGGAUAAGUCUUUCUUCAGUCAUCAUCAGGAUGGUCUUUCUUCAGUCAUCAUCAGGAUAAGUCUUUCUUCAGUCAUCAUCAGGAUAAGUCUUUCUUCAGUCAUCAUCAGGAUAGUCAUCAUCAGGGUCAUCAUCAGGAUAAGUCUUUCUUCAAAUCAGGAUAGGUCUUUCUUCAGUCAUCAUCAGGAUAGGUCUUUCUUCAGUCAUCAUCAGGAUAAGUCUUUCUUCAGUCAUCAUCAGGAUAAGGAUCUUUCUUCAGUCAUCAUCAGGAUAAUCAAUCAGGAUAAGUCUUUCUUCAGUCAUCAUCGGAUCAUCAUCGGAUGUCUUUCUUCAGUCAUCAUCAGGAUAAGUCUUUCUUCAGUCAUCAUCAGGAUGUCUUUCUUCAUCUUUCUUCAUCAUCAUCAUCAAGGAUGUCUUUCUUCAGUCAUCAUCAGGAUAAGUCUUUCUUCAGUCAUCAUCAGGAUGUCUUUCUUCAGGAUCAAUCAUCAGGAUAAGUCUUUCUUCAGUCAUCAUCAGGAUAGGUCUUUCUUCAGUCAUCAUCAGGAUAAGUCUUUCUUCAGUCAUCAUCAGGAUGUCUUUCUUCAGAUAAGUCUUUCUUCAGUCAUCAUCAGGAUAGGUCUUUCUUCAUCAGUCAUCAUCAGGAUAAGUCUUUCUUCAGUCAUCAUCAGGAUAGGUCUUUCUUCAGUCAUCAUCAGGAUAGGUCUUUCUUCAGUAAUCAUCAGGAUAAGUCAUUUCUUCAGUCAUCAUCAGGAUUCUUUCUUCAGUCAUCAUCAGGAUAGGUCUUUCUUCAAUCAUCAGGAUAAGUCUUUCUUCAGUCAUUAUCAGGAUAAGUCUUCCUUCAGUCAUCAUCAGGAUAAGUCUUUCUUCAGUCAUCAUCAGGAUAAGUCUUUCUUCAGUCAUCAUCAGGAUAGGAUAGUCAUCAUCAGGAUAAGUUCUUCAGUCAUCAUCAGGAUAAGUCUUUCUUCAGUCAUCAUCAGGAUAGGUCUUCAGGAUAAGUCUUCAGUCAUCAUCAGGAUAAGUCUUUCUUCAGUCAUCAUCAGGAUAAGUCUUUCUUCAGUCAUCAUCAGGAUAGGUCUUUCUUCAGUCAUCAGGAUAAGUCUUUCUUCAGUCAUCAUCAGGAUGUCUUUCUUCAGUCAUCAUCAGGAUAAGUCUUUCUUCAGUCAUCAUCAGGGAUGUCUUUCUUCAGUCAUCAUCAGGAUAAGUCUUUCUUCAGUCAUCAUCAUCAGGAUGUCUUUCUUCAGUCAUCAUCAGGAUAAGUCUUUCUUCAGUCAUCAUCAGGAUGUCUUUCUUCAGGAUAAGUCUUUCUUCAGUCAUCAUCAGGAUAAUCAUCAUCAGGAUAGGUCUUUCUUCAGUCAUCAUCAGGAUAAGUCUUUUCUUCAGUCAUCAUCAGGAUGUCUUUCUUCAGUCAUCAUCAGGAUAAGUCUUUCUUCAGUCAUCAUCAGGAUAAGUCUUUCUUCAGUCAUCAUCAGGAUGUCUUUCUUCAGUCAUCAUCAGGAUAGGUCUUUCUUCAGUCAUCAUCAGGAUAAUCAUCAUCAGGAUAAGUCUUUCUUCAGUCAUCAUCAGGAUGAUUUCUUCAGUCAUCAUCAGGAUAAGUCUUUCUUCAGUCAUCAUCAGGAUAAGUCUUUCUUCAGUCAUCAUCAGGAUAAGUCUUUCUUCAGUCAUCAUCAGGAUGUCUUUUCUUCAGUCAUCAUCAGGAUAGGUCUUUCUUCAGUCAUCAGUAAUCUUUCUUCAGUCAUCAUCAGGAUGUCUUUCUUCAGUCAUCAUCAGGAUAAGUCUUUCUUCAGUCAUCAUCAGGAUAAGUCUUUCUUCAGUCAUCAUCAGGAUAGGUCUUUCUUCAGUCAUCAUCAGGAUAAGUCUUUCUUCAGUCAUCAUCAGGAUAAGUCUUUCUUCAGUCAUCAUCAGGAUAAGUCUUUCUUCAGUCUUUCUUCAGUCAUCAUCAGGAUAGGUAUUUCUUCAGUCAUCAUCAGGAUAGGUCUUUCUUCAGUCAUCAUCAGGAUAAGUCUUUCUUCAGUCAUCAUCAGGAUAAGUCUUUCUUCAGUCAUCAUCAGGAUAAGUCUUUCUUCAGUCAUCAUCAGGAUAGGUCUUUCUUCAGUCAUCAUCAGGAUAAGUCUUUCUUCAGGCAUCAUCAGGAUAAGUCUUUCUUCAGUCAUCAUCAGGAUGUCUUUCUUCAGUCAUCAUCAGGAUAAGUCUUUCUUCAGUCAUCAUCAGGAUAGGUCUUUCUUCAGUCAUCAACAGGAUAAGUCUUUCUUCAGUCAUCAUCAGGAUGUCUUUCUUCAGUCAUCAUCAGGAUAA
This is a messenger RNA of Acanthosepion pharaonis, 3228 nucleotides long. The record is from the annotation of a GenBank genome assembly. Lineage: Eukaryota; Metazoa; Mollusca; Cephalopoda; Sepiida; Sepiidae.